UGGCAAAUUGUAUUGUUUGGGCCACGCGCCGGCUUUCUUGACUUUUAUUGUUAUUUAUGAGGCUGUGCGAUGCUACCGAACAACGCGAACGACAAGAAGGAUCGCUAUGCCAAGCUCUCCUUCCUCGGCGAGGGUCAGUUUGCCAUCGUCUACAAGGCGCGGGAUAUGGUGACCAGCCAGAUUGUGGCCGUCAAGAAGAUAAAGAAGGGAUCACGCGAGGAUGCCCGGGAUGGGAUUAAUCGGACGGCACUGCGUGAGAUCAAGAUCCUCCAAGAGCUGCAGCACGAGAACAUUAUCGGACUGGUGGACGUCUUUGGCCAGAUGUCGAAUGUCUCGCUGGUGUUUGACUUCAUGGACACCGACUUGGAGGUAAUUAUCAAGGACACAAAGAUCAUAUUGACGCCGGGCAACAUUAAGGCAUAUGCCAUAAUGACGCUGCGCGGACUAGAGUACCUGCAUCAGAACUGGAUUCUACAUCGCGAUCUCAAGCCCAACAAUUUGCUGGUGAACAGUGAUGGUAUCCUCAAGAUCGGUGAUUUCGGUUUGGCCAAGUCCUUUGGCUCACCGAAUCGCAUCUACACGCAUCACGUGGUCACACGCUGGUAUCGGUCCCCCGAGCUCCUGUUUGGCGCCCGGCAAUAUGGCACCGGUGUGGAUAUGUGGGCCGUCGGCUGUAUCCUGGCAGAGCUUAUGUUGCGCGUACCCUUCAUGCCGGGCGAUUCCGAUUUGGAUCAACUGACACGCAUCUUUGCCACGCUCGGUUCACCGCCAGAAUCGGAGUGGCCACAUGCGGCCAAGCUAAACGAUUAUCUAGUGUUUCGCAACUUUCCCGGCACGCCGCUGGAGAAUAUCUUUACCGCUGCCGGCAAUGAUUUGAUCUAUUUGAUGCGUCGCCUGUUUAGCAUGAAUCCGCUGAAGCGUGUCUCAUGUCGCGAGGCCCUGAGCCUACCAUAUUUCCACAACAAGCCAGCGCCCACAGUGGGUCCGAAGCUGCCAAUGCCCUUGGCCAUUCUGGCUGCCAAGGAGACGGCGACAACGAACGACGAGAAGCCAGUGCUCAAACGGAAGCUGGUAGAGACCACAGUCCGAGGCAAUGGCCUGGCCCAGAAGAAGCGUUUGCAGUUCUAAGUUAUAAUCAAGAGAAGAGUCAGCAGAAAUUUUGGUCACCUAACGGCAAGUGUUCCCCAAAUUUCUAUUUAGGGAUUAAGGCAUUUUUCGCAUUGCAAUUGCUUAAGAGAUUACCUUAAUUAAUAUCAGCUUCGUACUCAAACAUUUGUAAUUAAAAUUGCUUGCAUUUGAGAAUCCAUGCCAAGUACAUCGAUUCUCAUAAUGCUCGGAAUCGAUAUGCAUAUUACUACUCCUUGCCUUGUUUUGUUACAAAAGAAGAUCAAGAGAGACAGAUAGAAAAUAGGCUAAGUUUAUAAUUAAGACAAGUGGAUGAUUUAUUAAAGAUGUAAGCCAAAAUGGAA
This is a messenger RNA of Drosophila serrata, 1469 nucleotides long. RefSeq names its product Cyclin-dependent kinase 7 (gene Cdk7). The record is from RefSeq and is a predicted model, not a curated record. Gene Ontology annotation, molecular function: ATP binding; RNA polymerase II CTD heptapeptide repeat kinase activity; cyclin-dependent protein serine/threonine kinase activity. Gene Ontology annotation, biological process: protein phosphorylation; positive regulation of transcription by RNA polymerase II. Gene Ontology annotation, cellular component: cytoplasm; transcription factor TFIIH holo complex; nucleus. Lineage: Eukaryota; Metazoa; Arthropoda; Insecta; Diptera; Drosophilidae.